AUGCCCGCCUCCCUUCUUCCUCUUUUAGAAGCUAGAAGGGGGAGAAACAAGAUUCCCGUUUUCUCAUGCCCAAUUCUUCAUCCGUUUUGUCAAGCUCAUUGCGUCAUCCUUGAAUACUCCUUUGGUCAUCCCCAACCACCCCCAACCAUCUUCGCUGUCAGCCACGUCAGGGGAAACUACCCCAAUAGGCAAACUGGAAAAGUCAAUUUCGCAGCUCCCCAAAAGUUUGCCCUGGAACGGGCGAAAAAGAUCCUCUGGAUCGGCACGCAGCUCUUCUUAGCGCCUGAGCACGAGUAG
Messenger RNA from Trichoderma asperellum CBS 433.97, 297 nucleotides. The record is from RefSeq and is a predicted model, not a curated record. NCBI's taxonomy places the organism in Eukaryota, Fungi, Ascomycota, Sordariomycetes, Hypocreales, Hypocreaceae.